ACGACGGCAAGUACGGAAAAAUAGUUAGCUCAGCUCGCCUCCUGAGAUAGUCAGGAGGGGCAGCGUUGCUAUUCGACGACAAAAAGAACAAAAUACAAAGCAGUAUUUAUGACUUUAUUUAUAUAAGUUUAUGUAUGUUCCCCAGAUAUUAUCAAAUCCAAAGCUAGAACCGAAUUUCCUCCGAGCUCUGUUGUAUUAAAUGGAGGAGAAGAAGGAAGAAGGGGACUCUGAGAUACAGGAACACGGACCGGAGCACUGGUUCUCAAAAUGGGAGCGGCAAUGUUUAGCCGAAGCCGAGCAGAUGGACCCGGGAGAAGAGGAGGCCGACAACGACCAGGAUAAACUCUGGCAUCUAUUUCAAAACUCUGCCACUGCCGUAGCUCAACUGUACAAAGAUAGGGUAUGCCACCAGCAGGGCCUGUCAUUGUGGGUGCCAUUUCAGAAUGCUGCUACAGCAGUAACCAACCUCUACAAAGAGAGCGUAGAAGCCCAUCAGAGAAGUUGUGACCGGGGCAUCCAGAUAGGUCACCAACGACGUAAUAAGGAUAUGCUGGCUUGGGUGAAAAAGCGCCGGAGAACCAUCCGUAGGGAGGAUCUUAUAAGCUUUCUGUGUGGCAAAGCUCCACCACACAGAAGUAGCAGGACCAAUUCUCGCCUGGCAAUGGUGGCCCCUAGCCGGGCUAAUUCUCCAGCUGAGACCGGCUCCUCUGUGGAAACAGACCUGCAGCCCUUCAGGGAGGCCAUAGCUCUGCACGGUCUGAGUGGGGCCAUGGCGAGCAUCAGCGUGCGCUCCGGCGCUCCAGGUUCUCCCACACAUGUGAGCGGGAGCAGCGGUAACACUGGGAGCGCGAGUGGAGGCAGUUCUUCUGGCUCUGGGCCCGUGUGCCGCAGCAGACGAAAUGGGCUCCAAGACGUCGAUCUGAACACUUUCAUUACAGAAGAGAUGGCCCGACAUCUGGACUCUACCGGCUCCGCCGCCGUCGGGGGAGGAGGAACCAGGAAACGUAACUCCACCCAGUGUAGCGACGUCAUCACGGACUCCCCAACGCACAAACGCAACAGGUUGAUCUGACUGAACAUCUGCCUGAGUGCAAAGAGAGGGACGGAUAGCAACUUCCAAGCGUCUGUGCUUAAAAUUAAAGUGAGGCCUGAAGGCUCACGGUUGCUUUUGUUCAUGAAUUGUGUCCCUUGUCUCCUUUCCUAACACUAAGUAGAGAUCCACAAUCAGAGCAGUCUGUGACAGAGAGAGAAACAAAGUGGGACGUUAGGACAGCCUCGCACAUUCCUCAGACCAAGCUGCCCUGGAAAGGAGACAAAGGAGGUCACUUACUAAUUCUGGGUUGUAGACAGUUCUCAAUGAGUGGAAAUACGCUGUGCUGUUCAACGAGCAAAAAGCCACUUCAUCUCUGACACGUGUGCUUCCCCUCCUCAUUCUGUCCUCACCCAUCACCUUAAUAAGGAAGAGGGGGCCAUUAUCACAUGUGGGAGUCUGUGAAUUGAGUUGCUCACCAAAAAAUGCUGGAGCUGUGCUGGUUUAAGGCUCCGACGGCCCCAUCUGCGUUUUCUGUUACUUCAUGUUGCCUGAAAGCGAAGCCGCUUGUUCAGCUAGCAUCACAACAGCGGCAUACGUAGCCAUAUCUCUGUCUGUUGGGUUAAUGACAUCUAGUCGCUGGAUAUUCAAGUUUAAUGUUCGCACAUUGUUUUCAUCUUUCUGCUCUGCUUCAGAUUUUUUUUGUUUUUGUUUUUAACCACCAGUGUUAAAUUAAUGGGCUCAUUUCAGCUGGAAUAGCCAAGCUAACCCAACACAAACUGUUCAAUUAGCUUUGUUCUUCUGUGUUAUUUUUGAUGAAAAUUGAGUCUUAGUUUUCUCCGAAGCCCUGAUUUUUCUCUCCCUGCCGUUUCAUGAGAGCAGCUGCUGCUUAAUGUGGUGCUGUGACAGUUCUCAGUUGCAGUAAGUACCUUUUUUUUUUUUUCUUUUGAAAAAAGUCAUGCUCUUAGCAUUUACCCCCAACGCAUGCAAACAAAUUGGCUCUUCCAUCACCCCACUCAACCACUUAAAGUUGUUCUUUAAUCUCAAAUAGAUCAGCUUCUCUUUAGGUGCUCAAAAAUUAAAACACUUGAUUCCAGCCACUGGAGCCUUUGUGUGUCCAUCCCUGUGUGGAAAACCGUAGUUAAUUUAUUCUAAAGGUUGUAUUGGUCUCUUUAGCUGUGGGCUGAUAAGCCAGCGUUUUCUGCGUAAAAGGAUCCUGGUUGCUUUUUGUUUUGUUUUUUCAUACAAAAUAAUUCUGGGGCUCAUUUCAGUUCUGAGUUGAUUGUUGGUUUUACAUCCUUUAAGGUGGAUUACAUUAGACACCGAGGUCACUUAAAAUAGCCAGUUUGACUAUUUUUGGUAAAGCAAAUGUAAAGAGGGCUUAGAAGGAUGUUUAGUGUUAUGAGUGACAGAAAAGACAAGUUAUGCCAAACGUGAAACUUUACUAUUGAUAUUCCGAUAGACACCCAACAGUCCAUUCCCUUUUACGAAAUUGUAAGAGAAGGUAAAAUGUGCUGCAAAUUCUUAGCUAGUUUGGAAGGACCGAAACAUCCACAAAGGUGAUCAGAUUUAUGUUCAACUACAAAGGAUCUCCAGGUUCUGACUGGUUGGUGCUUUUAGACUGAAAAUGUAAUCUAACGUUAAAAAUUCACUGAGUAGGAAAGAUCUAUGGUGGGUCAGAGCAAAUCUGGUGAUAAUAUGCUGAUUUUGUGAUUGAUUGGUGCAUAUGUAAAGAUAAAACUGAACCUGAAUUUUCUAAAUUACUUUCAACCUUCCUGGGAUCUGAAUGUUGGACAUAUUUUUUCUUUUUUUU
Cyprinodon variegatus (sheepshead minnow) is the source of this 2843-nucleotide messenger RNA. RefSeq names its product chromosome unknown open reading frame, human C16orf72 (gene hapstr1a). NCBI's taxonomy places the organism in Eukaryota, Metazoa, Chordata, Actinopteri, Cyprinodontiformes, Cyprinodontidae. The transcript is spliced from 5 exons. The coding region runs from base 200 to 1072 and encodes 290 amino acids. The record is from RefSeq and is a predicted model, not a curated record.